Messenger RNA from Caenorhabditis sp. 36 PRJEB53466, 5039 nucleotides. The record is from the annotation of a GenBank genome assembly. Lineage: Eukaryota; Metazoa; Nematoda; Chromadorea; Rhabditida; Rhabditidae.
AUGACAUCUACCUACUUCGACAGUGCCGUGGAUGCUCACGUCGGAAGCCAGCUGCUCAACUCUGUGAUUGGACCCGAAGGAAUGCUCCACAACAAGACGCUCAUCCUAGUGACGAAUGAGCUGUUGUUCUUGGAAAAAGCGGAUCUGAUCAUGGUGAUGAAGGAUGGACGGAUGCUUUCGAGCAAUUGCUGAUCGAGUGCCAGCAAGUGGACCAGAAGCGACGUGAAAGCAGCCCUUUCAGCUGACGACGACGAUGACACCUCGGAGCCAGGAGGCAUCAUGACUGAAGGAGAUGCGGACUUUGAGUACCAUGAUGAUGUGAUGGCGUCGGGAAACAGUAUUGGAGUCCGUCUGGGAGUGUACGCUGGCCUCGUAUUCUUGGAAAGUGAGUUUUCCCGCCACGUGCGUCCUCAGAAAGUCAUUCUUUCUUUUCAGUUAUCGUUCUCUUCAUUGGAAUGCUGUCCCUGCUCUACGGAGGAGCAUCGGCUUUGAGAAACCUGCGCGCUCCGCUGAUGCGCAAUCUGUUCCGUGUUCCAAUGGCUUUUUUCGAUAUUCCAAUGGCUUUUUUAACCGCAUCGGAAAGGAUAUCGAGACGUUCGACGUGCUUCUGCCGUGCAAUGUCCAGUUCUUUACACAGUACCUCCUACAAGUGAUCUCUCCUUUUGUUGCGCAGUCAGUGCCCAUUCAUUAUUGGAAGGACAAUUUACAACCACAAUGGAUUGAGCGAGAUCAUUUGACAGGUUUUGUUGCGGUUGCAAAACGUCUAGUAGCGCUAAGACAAAGCACAUUUUCAUUAUAAUUUUCCAGGUAUAAAUUCGACGAUCUGAAUGUUUCUCGACAUGAUGCUACGCGAGUAGCCAAAGAAGCACCGUACAUCCUUAUGUACCGAAAGCGCAGACAUGGCAAGAUCAGCCGAACUGGAACCAGAAAGCCAACAGAAUCUCCGUACAACGUAAAUGCUUUAUGUACAGAACCUCAAGAAAUCAUGGACAGAGUAAACUCUUCCUAACAUUUUUUCCGUCCAAGGACUUUUUCACGGUGAAAUUUUUGCAUGCGGCCUUUAUUUUGGACGCCGAAUCAAAUGGUGAUAGUCCCAUGAAGAUCUCACCGCAAAAUGUUGUACAUCGGUGCAAAUUACAAUUUGUUGAAUAACUUUCUUGUACAUUUUUUUCUUAAAUCGUGAAUUAUUGCAUUCUUGAAGCCCAUUCCAUUAGCUACAUUUUCGUUUUUUUACCGAGUUUACUCAAAAUUUGACGGAAAUACGAUUUUUUGAAAAAAGGUACCGUUUUUGCACUUUUUCCACCAUAACUCGGCUGAACCGCAAAAGGUAGGCGAAACCCGUCACCCGGUAUAUACCCUCACUAGUGCCUUUCAUUUGCCCCUAGUCCCGACUCAAACCCCGUUUCGCAGAUCGGGUACAUUCCUUUUGAGAGGCCGUGAAGAGUGAUUAUUAAAAAACGUUUAUUGACGUGAAAAAAAAAUGAUUAAAAAAAUAACAGUUAGAAGUGGAAAAUGAAAAUCGUAUUACGUUUUGUAAAAAAGUGUUGCAUUGACUGAAUGUUGUCAUUGAGGCAUUGUAAUUCUUUUCAAAUGAUCUUCCAACUCUGCGAUAUUCACGAGGACUUUUGAUGGGAAAGUGUAUGAACGGUCUGAGUUUCUGAAAAAAUUCCUGUUGGUUCUUGUGACGUACGUCUAUUUUUCGAAAGAAACAUAACUACAUAAUUUGUCGGUUUUUCUCUGUUGAAGUUGUUUGGUUAAAACACGUGUUCUGUACUUCUAGUACAUAUUUGCAACAAACUGCUUCUAGAAGUUGUUCGUUUUUGGAUUGCAGAAAAUCGAAAGUUUGAAAUUUUUUCAAAUAGAUCACAGUGAUAGUUAUUUUUCUGAGAAGACAGACUGAAAACGUAAGAAAUUCUUACUUUUUCACAAUGUACAUGUUUUUGGUGCAUCAAUCUUUGAAAACUUUGCAUCGCCAGUGAUUUGUACUCGUUUCUUUCGUAUUUUCGUCAUAUAAGCGACCAUCUAUAGUGCGGUGCAAGUUUAUAAGGCCACCCCCGUUUGGCACUGCCACGUGGCGCUCGAAAAUAUUUCCGACCCGGCGACUUCAAAAUCGGAUUCAGGGCACAAAGUUACGUAUGUUUGGUGAUUUUCGUGAUGAUACCUGGAAAACUGUCCGAACUACCUCGAUUAAACUAAAAAUCGGCUUUUUGCAACCGUUGCAAGUUUAUAAGGCCACCCCAGGGGAUAGGGGUUUUCGCUUAUCUGGUAAACCCCUAUGAGCACAAAAUAAGUUGUACAUAUCUAAAAAGACGUUUUAAAACUGUUUUUGCCAUUCAGACGGUUUAGGUUUUUUCGUAAGACAUGCCACGGGGCACUUUCCCUACGGAUUCCAAAAAAGUCUUAACACAGCCAUUCAAAACGGUUGGAUGGCCCAACCGAUCGUUCAGUUGUUGUCUAAAGUGAUUCAAAUCCAUUUCGUGACUAGUCGAAACUCAAAAAAGAAUUUUUGGAAGACCGGGCAGACAUUGAAACUGAAUGUUUGUGCCAAAAUGUUCGCCAUCCCUGUCGUCAAACUCAAAUAACGGCAUUGAUUGAGACCAAAUAAACUACGGGAGGGUCUCAGAUGAUUCUAGAGGACUUCAGAUCAGUGCAACAAGUUUAUCUGAAUGCAUUUUGUAAAUAUCCAAUCGAGGAGAAAGCGUUCAAAACCAUAAGGCUUCGUUCUCCAAAGGUUCUCUUUGAGAAGACAAAGCGGUCAGUGCGGAUGUCGUGCCAGUAUCACUUCCAUUCCUCCAGACCGUUCAAAUUGACCAUAUUUUCAGCAGAAGGCAUGAUUUCACCGGAAAACAUGUUUCUGGACAAACAAAACCGAUCAUAACAGCCGAUCCCUCAUUGGUCGACAUGUUGCCACGGACGCAUUCGAUGCGAUGUGACUUGUGUCAAUGCACGGAAUGCACGGAGAGGGCCACAUGGUCUCAGAAACAUUGUUAGGGCACUCCUCAACAGUUUCCCAAACCAUACACUUUCUAAAUCCACGGUCCAGCUCCUGUUCCAUGCCGUUGCAGGACUUUUUCGCAGUUGAAACGGCACGGAUGAGGAACCUUUUGGCAUGAGAAACCCGUUUCCGGCUUUUCUAAGAUGUUCUUUUUGGCUGGACUGAUCACAAAAUGUAUUUGAAGCACUUUAGAUGACAACUGGUCUCUUGGUUCGACCAUCCAGCCGUUUUGAAUGGCUGUGUUAAGAGUUUUUCGGAAUCCUGGGGAAAGUUCCAUGUGGCAUUUCUUACGAAAAAACCUAAACCGUCUGAAUGACAAAAACAGCUUUAAAACGUCUUUUUAGAUAUGUACAACUUAUUUUGUGCUCAUAGGGGUUGACCCGAUUAGCGAAAACCCCUAUCCCCUGGGGUGGCCUUAUAAACUUGCAACGGUUGCAAAAAGCCGAUUUUAAGUUUUAUCGAGGUAGUUCGGACAGUUUUCAAGGUAUCAUCACGAAAAUCACCAAACAUACGUAACUUUGUGCCCUGAAUCCGAUUUUGAAGUCGCCGAGCCGUAAAAAUUUUCGAGCGCCACGUGGCAGUGCCAAACGGGGGUGGCCUUAUGAACUUGCACCGCACUGUAUGUAUCCUUGCUCAUUGUCAUUCGUAUACUUCACGUACUUCAAACACUUUCCACAGAGAAAUAGUUCCUUGUUAAUGACAAUGAAGAGUAGCGCCUGGAAAUAACAUGGUUAGAAAAAAAAGAAACAUUUCGGAGAGGUUUACCUGUUUUUCGUUUCUAUUUGUUUUAGGUGGAUCCAGAAAUUUAGCAAUGUCCUUAUUGAGUGGAAUAAAACAGAAAUUAAAAAAAAUAGAAGAAUAGGGGGAUUUCCGGGUGGAAAUCCAGGGAAAACAAAAAAAAAUAAAGAAAAUAAGGGAAAAGAGGGGCUUCCUGGUGGAAGCCAAGGAGAGGAGGAGAGGGAACCGCCAAGUCGGCGGGGCAUGGGGGAUUAUAUAGUGGCGGCUGGAAUGUGGAGCUGUCCGGAAGUGACGCGGUGAGAUCGGAGAUCGAGCAGAGGCGGCUGGAAUGUCGGCGCGGAGAUCACGUGAAGCGGCGGGAUCGUGGGCGAGCCGGAUGUCGGAGGUGCUCUGGAAUGUGGUCGGUUUGCAGUGGGUGAGACCAGUGGAUGGUGUGAGCUUCCGGGGAAGGAUCGGUGGGUUGGGGAGGGCGAGGGACGUGCCCUCACGUUUGAAAAGUGGGCCCUGGCGUAUGGUCCGGUUGCCUGUGGUUACGGGACAUCUUGGUCCCUUACAAUAUCCAAUGUCAACUGUCAGGUUUUUGGAGAAGGAAUCCGACGGAGGUAUUCCGAAAGACCCAAAUUGUUACAAACUGAUGAAACAUAGUCCGUAGAACAUAGCAGUACCAUCAACAACCAUUCGAAAACUGUGGGCGCCUCGGAAAUUCCAAAAGCUUAUAUACUUAUUUUUCAUCGCAUGGUUUUCUCAUUCCCAGGACCUUUGUACUAUAGUUAUUUUGCUUUUACGUAAAAGUAAAUCUUUAGUCCAGACCCGAAUGAUUAUCACUGAAUUGAACAGAACAUUUGACCAAUCUACAGUAUCACUCGUUUUCUGAUCGCCUGCGAUGCAAACGUGCAUUUCUGUCCGUUCUCCAGAAAAUACAUAAAAAUGGGAGAGGGGUGUUCCGUUUUUCUUCUAUUUUUUAUCGCUGAUCGGAAUAAUAAAAAGAUCAGCACCAAAAAUUCGGAAAUAAAAGCGCUCCGCUCGGCCAGGAAAUUCAUUCGCAUCCAGCCAGUCUUCCGGAUUCGACUCUCUUCUCUCCAGGACAAAUCCGAAACCUCAUGAUGUAAGUUAUUUUCAAGCGUUCAGCAUUAGAGAAAAUGCAAAAAGUUCCAUCACGAGAAAACCAUUCAGCCCUAAUAUUAAAAUUCUGAAAUUUUGCUCUUGCAGGUCGGCUCUCUUCAUGUCGUCUGCCGGGACUUCUUCUCCGAUACCAACCUCUGCUCAAUCCGAGCCAAAACAGCCAGACACACCCAGACCUAAAUAA